Molecule: messenger RNA, 1710 nt
Organism: Fonticula alba
Lineage: Eukaryota; Rotosphaerida; Fonticulaceae
Exons: 5
Coding region: 1-1710 (569 amino acids)
Biological process (GO): attachment of GPI anchor to protein
Cellular component (GO): GPI-anchor transamidase complex
Source: RefSeq, a predicted model, not a curated record
AUGGCCGACAGGGCCCCGGUCGCCGCUGGCGCCUCUUCUCCGGAUGCCGAUUUGAGCGAAGCCUUCUCCGACAAGACACGCCCCCGGCGCUGGGGCGCCCUGCUGGCUUUCAUCCUCUUCUCAGUAUUGACUCUGGUCCCAGCCUACUGGGUGACGAUGACCGUGUCGCGCGAUGCGCAGUUCAUCCCCUCGGCCAUGGGAUUGGCCGAGGAGGCCACUGCCCUGCAAGCCGACCUGAAGCUAGUCACCCUGGUGGUUCGGGCGCCAGUGUCCGCCUGUGAGAACGCCGUCACGCGCUUUAACCAGCGUAUCCCCCCUGAGCGCCGGGCCUGGCUCCGCCUGCGCUGCUACGCCGAGCGCCCUGCCCUGGCCAUGGAGCGCUUUACCACCCCGACGUUGUGGGAAAUCGCCAGCCAGCAGGACCCCCACCUAGCCGCUGGGCAGUGGCGUGUGACGCUCGAAGAUACGCGGCACUUCGUCCUUCACCACCCGCCUGGCGCCAGCCUGGACCACCCGAUCGAGCAGACUCUGUUGAGCAUCUUCAAUCAGGCGGCACCGCCGAUCGCCGGCCCGGCCGCCUCCGGCGAUGCCAUCGAUCUCAUCCUUGCGGAUUCAGUGGCUCCGGCUCCGCAGCCCGGUGACGGGUCCCCAGCUCGAGUCCAUGUCUCGAUCAGCCUGCUGGGCCUCCCCGUGCGGCCGGAGGCCUCGUCCAUGGAUGCCGCCCACGCUUUUGUUGAUGACCUGGUCGGUAUGGCCCGCGGCUUGGCCACUCUGUCAAGCUCGGUCAACUACCGGUUCCAUGCGCCGUUGGCUGUGCGCCCCGCCGCUCCUACGGCCGCUGGCCAGCCUUGGACCAUCAACGCCGCCGAUUUGGCGGCCUUUGUCAACAUUGGCGAAUGGGGUCUCAAUGAUGCUCUGGAUUGCCCACGCACUCUGCACUUCGUCGCACUCAUCCCGCCGCCGCGCUUCCAGCCGCUGGGCUUCCAGCCGAGCGACUCGGCCACGGCCCGUGACAAUAUCCUUUUUGUCCCACAAUGGGGCGUCCUGGUUGUGAUCAACCCCCCGCCGGCCGGGGCCGAUCCCCAAGCUGGGCCCGAGUACCAAGACUGGGUGGACGCCACUCUCCGCCGAGUGGCGGGAGAGGUCUUUGCCCCGGCCGGUCGGACACUUUUGGGCCUGGCCCCCCCGGCAGGCUUCGCCCCCUCGGCGGGCAUCCCCGACUCCCCUCAGGGGCGCGCCUUCGAGCGAGAGGCCCUGGCUGUGCGGCAGCUGCUCCUGGCCACCGAGGCGGUUGCCAGCCGGUCGCGCGCGGCUGCCGCCCUGGCCGAGUACCUUUCCACGGGGCCCAUCUCCCCCGGAGCCACGCGCUUGGUGGAGCUGGCCCGAUCCGAUGUCCGCGCGGCACGCGACCGCCUCGCUGGUGGCCCGGGCUCGGCGGUGAUGCCUCCCCCUGGGGCGGAGGACCCCGCCGGGCUGGACCUCCUUCUCCAGGCACUGGGACAUCUGCGCGCGGCGGCCCGCACUACUGGCCUGGCCUCGCGCGAUCCAGACACCCUGUCUCCCAGCCCGGCGGCGCACUUCGCCACGCCGGCUGCCGCGGCCACGGUCUACGUGCCUCUCUUUGCCCCGGCCGCCGUGCCGAUUGUUGCCUCGCUCAUUGGUCUGCUCGCCAAGUAUCUCCGCUCUCGGAGAGCAGCACGCACCCAGUGA